Messenger RNA from Penicillium soppii, 1809 nucleotides. RefSeq names its product MFS transporter. The record is from RefSeq and is a predicted model, not a curated record. The transcript has a single exon. Gene Ontology annotation, biological process: transmembrane transport. Gene Ontology annotation, molecular function: transmembrane transporter activity. The coding region runs from base 1 to 1809 and encodes 602 amino acids. NCBI's taxonomy places the organism in Eukaryota, Fungi, Ascomycota, Eurotiomycetes, Eurotiales, Aspergillaceae.
AUGGCCACAGAGGUAUCCUCCGAGGCUGGAACUAAGUCUCUCCAACUACCACACUCUAUUCCAUUUUGGCGCCUAGUCACCGAACCUGGUGUCAUCACUCAAGAUGUUGCAGACUACCCUUACCCUGGAUCAGGAACCGAAGAUGAUCCAUACGCAGUCAACUGGUUGCCCAACGACUUUCGAAACCCCCUCCAAUUGAAGACAUCUCUGAAAUGGUUCAUCACUGUGGUCGCUGCUCUUGAGACUCUGGUGGUGGCUCUGGUCUCUUCUGCAUAUACUGGUGGUAUUGUUCAAAUCGAAGAACAAUUUGGGGCCACCACAGAGAUCGCCACACUGGGAGUAUCCCUUUACGUCCUUGGAUUUGCUCUGGGUCCUCUCAUUUGGGCUCCCAUGAGUGAAAUGUUCGGUCGUCAACUCGUUUUCAUCACAACCUAUUGCGGAUUGACAAUCUUUUGUGCCGCUUGUAUCGGCGCAAAGAAUAUCGAAAGUUUACUAGUCUUCCGGUUCCUGGCCGGCGCCUUUGGCUCUUCUCCCUUCACCAAUUCGGGGGGUGUCAUUGCCGACAUGUUCAUGGCUCGCGAACGAGGACUGGCUUUGUCGGCCUUUGCCUUGGCCCCAUUCCUAGGACCCGUUAUUGGUCCUAUCGUCGGUGGCUUCCUCGGUAUGGCCGCCGGCUGGAAGUGGGUAAUGGGCCUCUUGACUAUUCUCUGUGGUUUGAUGUGGAUACUGGGAACUGUAUUGAAGCCUGAAACCUACGCGCCUGUCCUUCUUCGCCAGCGUGCGAAGACCCUUUCUAAGCUCACUGGUCAGGUGUACUGCAGCAAGUUGGAUCUCGACCAAGGACGUGUCACCAUCAAGGCUGCUUUGAAGACAUCGCUCUCCAGACCAUUGGUUCUUUUGUUUCAGGAGCCUAUUGUCUUGUUGCUCUCGAUUUAUCUAGCUAUCAUCUACGGAACCCUCUACAUGCUCUUCGGUGCUUUCCCUAUUGUGUAUGAGCUUCACCGGGGGUGGAAUCAAGGUGUUGCCGGUCUGGCUUUCCUUGGUGUCAUGGUGGGUAUGCUGGGUGCAAUUGCCUACUCAAUUCCCGAGAACGCUCGCUAUAUCAAGCUCCUCGAGAAGAAAGGCGGGUAUGCGCCUCCAGAAGCUCGCCUUCCUCCCUGCAUGCUAGCCUCUAUCGCCCUCCCCGUCGGACUGUUUUGGUUCGCAUGGACUAACUCCCCUUCCGUGCAUUGGCUUGCGAGCAUCGCAGCUGGAGUUCCCUUCGGAUUCGGCAUGGUUCUUGUCUUCCUCAGUGUCUUCAACUACCUGAUUGAUGCAUACACUAUUUUCGCAGCAUCCGUCUUGGCCGCCAACUCGCUUCUCCGAUCAUUGUUCGGAUUCGCAUUCCCACUGUUCACCACAUACAUGUACCAGAAUUUGGGAAUUCACUGGGCAUCCUGCGUUCCAGCUUUCUUGGCCCUCGCCUGUGUGCCUUUCCCUUUCCUGCUGUACAAGUACGGUUUGUCCAUCAGAAAGCACUGCAAGUACUCUGCUCAAUCCGAGGCCUUUGUUCAAAAUCUUCUUCGGGGCAGCAAGCAAGUUGACGAUAAGCCUACUGAGAUGGAGCCCGAGAUCGACCCAUCUGAAUCCUCAAAUGAUGAAGUUGCCUCGCUCUCACACAAGAAAGAGACCACUACCGAUGUCAACUCCAUUCACCACACACUUUCGCGCACAUCUACACGUGCCACACAGGCAAUGCACCGGGUGCCUACAUAUGAGGCCAAUCCUUAUACCAUUGAUCGUGUGCACACGCGCGAAUCAUUCAAAUAA